Molecule: messenger RNA, 2479 nt
Organism: Brassica napus (rape)
Lineage: Eukaryota; Viridiplantae; Streptophyta; Magnoliopsida; Brassicales; Brassicaceae
Product: probable methyltransferase PMT11
Exons: 9
Coding region: 153-2237 (694 amino acids)
Cellular component (GO): cytoplasm; endosome; trans-Golgi network
Molecular function (GO): methyltransferase activity
Source: RefSeq, a predicted model, not a curated record
ACAGCUAACAAAUCAGAGUAUCUACUACUUUAACUUAUAAACGAAUCUAGAAAUUGCAUUUAUACUUAGUCAAUCACACAGAGUUACGAACACUGCACACCAGAUCCAGAUUGUUCUCGGUGAUCGUUCCUCCCUUCAAACGCAAGCAAAACAUGAAACCCUUCGCGACCAAUCGCGAUCUCCGCAAAACCCCAACGCUCAUCAAGAUCUCCGCCGUAAUCCUCGCCACCGCCGCCUUCUUCUACUUGGGCAAGCACUUGUCCAACGACGGCUACAAGCAGCUCGUCUUCUUCUCCUCCUCCUCCUCGGAGAACUCGAUCCCGGAAGUCUCAAUCUCUCCCAACAGCAACAAAACCUUCAAUCUAUCCUCGAUCAUCCCUCCCAAUCACACCGAGAUCGAAACAGCACAGCCGAUUCCCUCACCAGUGACGGCGACGGAGACGAAAGCUAAUCCUCCUCCGAUUCCGAUUCCGAUUCCGAUUCCGAUUGCCUCUCCGCCUCCGCCGGCUCCGAUCCGGACCUUCGGGGUACUAGACGCGAACGGCGUGAUGUCCGACGAUUUCGAGGUAGGUGACUUCGAGGACGAAGCUAUUGAAGAGUCACGGAACAAGACGGAGAUCGUAGAACUGAGAAACGACGGCGUAUCGAGACCUAGAGUUAGGGUUAAGAAGUUCGCGAUGUGUCGCGAGAGUAUGAGAGAGUAUAUACCUUGUUUGGAUAACGCUGAUGCGGUUAAGAAGCUUAGAUCGACGGAGCGUGGAGAGAAGUUCGAGCGUCAUUGCCCUGUGAAAGGCAGAGGGUUGAAUUGCUUGGUGCCGUCUCCUAAAGGCUAUCGUCAGCCUAUUCCAUGGCCUCGAAGCCGUGACGAGGUGUGGUUCAGCAAUGUUCCUCAUACUCGGCUUGUUGAAGAUAAUGGUGGACAAAACUGGAUUUCAAGAGAUCCACGAGAUAAGAGCAAGUUUAAGUUUCCUGGUGGCGGUACACAGUUUAUUCAUGGAGCUGACGAGUACUUGGAUCAGAUCUCUAAGAUGGUUUCUGAUAUCACGUUUGGCAAGCGUAUUCGGGUUGCGUUGGAUGUUGGUUGUGGCGUGGCGAGUUUUGGUGCUUAUCUAUUGUCACGCAAUGUUUUGACGAUGUCUGUUGCGCCAAAAGAUGUACAUGAGAAUCAGAUUCAGUUUGCUCUUGAGCGUGGUGUGCCUGCUAUGGCGGCUGCAUUUGCUACGAGGCGUUUGUUGUAUCCAAGCCAAGCGUUUGAUCUUAUUCAUUGUUCGAGGUGUAGGAUUAACUGGACUCGUGAUGAUGGAAUUUUUCUCCUUGAGAUCAAUAGAAUGCUGCGGGCUGGAGGGUAUUUUGCUUGGGCUGCACAACCUGUUUACAAGCAUGAGGCGGCUUUGGAAGAACAGUGGACAGAGAUGCUGAAUCUUACGACUAGCCUUUGCUGGAAACUGGUAAAGAAGGAAGGAUACAUUGCAAUCUGGCAGAAGCCCCUCAACAACAACUGUUAUUUGAGUCGUGAGGCUGGAACCAAACCUCCUCUUUGCGAUGAAUCUGAUGACCCCGAUAAUGUUUGGUACACAAACCUGAAACCUUGUAUCAGUCGCAUACCUGAGAAUGGAUCUGGAGGCAGUGUUCCUUCAUGGCCUGCCCGUCUCCACACUCCACCAGAUAGGCUACAGACGAUAACAUUUGAUUCCUACAUUGCUAGGAAAGAACUAUUCAAGGCAGAGUCAAGAUUCUGGAAUGAAAUAGUUGGGGGUUAUAUCCGUGCCUUAAAGUGGAGAAAGAUGAAACUAAGAAACGUUUUGGACAUGAGAGCAGGCUUUGGCGGAUUUGCAGCUGCACUAAAUGAUCAUAAACUCGAUUGCUGGGUUCUCAGUGUAGUUCCUGUCAGCGGGCCUAACACAUUGCCCGUCAUUUAUGAUCGUGGGCUAUUAGGAGUAAUGCACGAUUGGUGUGAACCAUUUGAUACAUACCCGAGGACAUACGACUUCUUACAUGCCUCAGGACUCUUCUCAGUCGAAAGAAAAAGAUGCGAGAUGUCAACCAUCUUGUUAGAGAUGGACCGGAUAUUGAGACCGGGAGGGCGAGCAUACAUUAGGGAUACAAUAGAUGUAAUGGAUGAAAUUCAAGAGAUCACAAAGGCAAUGGGUUGGCAUACAUCUCUGCGUGACACAUCCGAGGGUCCUCACUCAAGUUACAGGAUUCUAACAUGUGAGAAGCGUCUCCCUCGAGCUUAAUACCACACAAAACCACACUGGCACUUAGUCUACACAAAGCAUAUCGUUUGGUAAUAUCUCUUUACUGUUAGUAUUUCUUCUUCCCCUCAUUAUGUAACUGUAAAUUUGAUUGUGGUGUAUUACUGAGUAAAGUCUUACCUAGUCCUCAGACUUUUAGUAACAACAGUUCUGCAUUUGCUAUUCUGUUGAUUGUAACAAAGGAUCCAUAAGAAAAUAAAAAAGAAGCUCGCGACUUUCUCCAA